Messenger RNA from Dendroctonus ponderosae (mountain pine beetle), 1053 nucleotides. RefSeq names its product mediator of RNA polymerase II transcription subunit 4 (gene MED4). Gene Ontology annotation, molecular function: transcription coregulator activity. Gene Ontology annotation, biological process: regulation of transcription by RNA polymerase II. Gene Ontology annotation, cellular component: mediator complex; core mediator complex. The record is from RefSeq and is a predicted model, not a curated record. The coding region runs from base 142 to 897 and encodes 251 amino acids. Lineage: Eukaryota; Metazoa; Arthropoda; Insecta; Coleoptera; Curculionidae. The transcript is spliced from 5 exons.
UUGACGGUUCCAAUUAUAAGUUUUAGGUUAAGAAAAGAAUACAUUUCCAGAUUGUCUUCGAGCCACUUUUGCAAUAUUAUUACUCCCCUAAAGGCACUAGCAGAAUUCUCAAAGUUUUCACACAUAAAGAAUUGAGCAGAAAUGUCUCAACUAAGCACCAAGCAGAAGCUUCUGAACAUUAUUGAUGACAUCGAGUUAAUUGCCAAGGAAUUAAUUGAGAACGCUAUCGCCCCAAAAGCUAACAAAAUCUCCGGACAGGAAUAUGCUCAACUGACAGAGUUAUUGGUGGCAAAAGAUACCGAAUUAAAAGACACUUUGAAACUAGCCUACGAGCAAGGACAAAUAAACAAAAAGAUCGAGGUCGUAAAGGCUGAAGUGGAAAAGCAAGAUCAGGAAAUCAGUAAAUUGCAAAAGCAGCUCAAAGAAGCUGAGCAAAUAUUGUCGACAGCAAUCUAUCAAGCCAAUCAGAAGCUCCAAAGCAUUGCUUUGGCGAAAAAGCGGCCAGUGUCUUCUGAGGAAUUGAUCAAAUUCGCCCAUAGAAUUAGUGCUUCCAAUGCAGUGUGUGCCCCUUUAACAUGGCAACAAGGUGAUCCACGAAGACCAUAUCCAACUGAUAUAGAAAUGAGGCUGGGAACGUUGGGAAGGCUGAGUGAUCCAGUGAAUGGACAUAUUUUACAACAACAGUCCUCUAUGAGUGAUUUACAUCGAUCUGGCCCUGCCGGAGAAGUUCCGGCGUCUAAUCAGAACCAAUUCGCCUGGCAUCCAUCUGGAGAAAUCCACAUCAGUGUAGGGCAAGGCACAGUAGCGAUGGACACGCGAAAUCACAAGCAGGAGACUGAAGAUGUUGAAGUUAUGUCAACGGAUUCAAGCAGCAGCUCAUCAAGUGAUUCUCAAUAGCAUAUUAAUAGGAUACGGACAAAAUAAUUAUAAUAUAUUAUUAUUUACGUUAAUAGUUUAUAGUUUAGUGUUUAACUUACAUUUUUAAUUUCCCGCUCGGCUGCAGAGUGAGAGCUGUUUAAAACGAUUUUUUUUGUAAUAAAAACUUUAUUUUAA